AUGGAUGACGUUACGGUUACACGGGUCCUCUCAAGUCGACUUGCUGGCUGUGUUCCAAAGAAUUAUGCUCGCAGUAUUAGAACGGCGACUGCUACCCGUGCAGCGCCAUCUACAGAGGACGCUGAAAAACAGAGUCCGCCUGAGUUCAGAAGACGCCUUGACCUCCCUGACUCUGCCACAGUUGUAUAUCCAUUGUCUGAGACAGUUUCUGCCCUGCUUGCUAGCUAUCUACACCCAGAAGGACCAGAUAACAGAGAGCAAGCAAUUGUUUCCUCACUCAAACAACUGCUUUGGCACUCGCCCAAGCACUGGGAUAUUUCCAUCAGAGGCGUGGUCGUUGUGCGCAAUGAGAGUGUUGUUGCCAAAGUGAUUACAGGUGAUAUCAGUGACACUACGGAAUGCACGACCACGCAAAACCUUGCAGAGCGCGCGCCUGACAUCCCUGCCCCCAGAACCCACUGCUUAAUCAGAUUCGGACCCUUUCGCGUUAUCUUUAUGUCAUAUAUUCCAGACAUGACAUUGGCACAGGUUUGGCCCAGUCUAUCACACAAGGAGAAAGUCUCAAUACAACAACAGCUAAAUGAUAUCUUCUGCAGAAUAAGGACCCUUCACAAGGACGAUGGCAAUGAACUUAGAGGUGUCAAUGGGGAGGGCGUGAAAGAGUACCGUGUCGAUGAAUGUGCUCGCUGGAAAGGUAUCUCCACAGUCAGAGGGUUUAGUGACCUACAAUUCUCAGCAUGCCACCACGGCAGCAAGAUAUAUAUCAAAUUCCUCCGUUCUUUCCUUGCAGAUAAGAGUGCUACCGUGCACGGAUCUGUGUUUACUCAUGGUGAUGUAAGAAGGGAGAACAUUACAGUGAAGCGGAAUCCAUUUCAACAACGCCUAUGUGGUCACUGGUAUUAUCGACUGGGAGGAUAG
This is a messenger RNA of Paracoccidioides brasiliensis Pb18, 918 nucleotides long. RefSeq lists its product as uncharacterized. The record is from RefSeq and is a predicted model, not a curated record. The transcript is spliced from 2 exons. The coding region runs from base 1 to 918 and encodes 305 amino acids.